ACUAUAACGGUAUGCCUCAUGUAUAUACAUGUUUACUCUAAGUACCAGGUCAUAUUCGGACAGUUGAACUGGUCAUGCAAAUGCGCAUAUUUCAUACAUGUAAGUUAUUUGUGACUUAUUGUGGCAGGGAGGUUGUUAUAUUUCCGCCUCUUGCAAAACUGAUGACCAAGAAGCAAUGCAGUCAGCAUUAUUCAGCAUAAAAGUACGGUCAUUUCUAAAUAUGGGAUAUUUUAUAGGUUUGGCCGGGGUUUCAGCUUACGAAACAUGCGGAAAUAGGUUAAACCGAUCCGAUUGGUCAAAAGUUGAUUGCAUGAUUAAUUAACCCCGAUGACCUGCAUAAUUAACUGAACUUCAUAAAAUAGACCCGCGCACUCACAAAGCGCGCAUUCUGGGUGAUACUUUCUUAGAUCACGUUAAGUCAAGUUUGCCAAUUCAGCGUCAGGGCGGCUUUGAUACUUUUGUUUGACUUAUUCAUUUAAGCUACGUACUUUUCUAUUCGCAAGUUAUAAUUAAUAAACGGAGAGCUAUUUUGUUGAUAUACAUUUAUUUGUAAUCGCGGAAUAAGGGACUAUUUAACCGAGAAAUAAAAACUGUUUUAAAAGUUUGAUUUGUAUUAGUAUUCUAUCAGAACUUGUGCUGCUUUAAUAAAUUCCACUAGACACAACGCGAAGUACUCAAUUGUCGUGCUAUACAAAACCAUUUUUGGUCGCCUUAAGACCAGGAUAAUUAAACUUUAUUCCUAGUUUCAGAUUGUCGCACGGAGUGGUGUAAACAGCCAAGCAAGGUAGAGUGCAUACAGAUCAACGGACCUGACAACGAUAGACAGCAGUUGACAAGCGGCGUACAACAACAACAACAACAGCUCGAUCAACGAACGUACGUCACGAUGAAACCGUUCGUGGUUCUCUCUUUAUUACUCAUGUGUUAUCUUUCAAAUUGUUGUAUGUCUUAUUUGUUAAGAGAAAAUGUCUUAUUUUUCAAAACAAAUCGUGUUAGUCUCACGCAUGAUUCUUGGCGCAUAGCUUUAACAUUAGAUUUAGAGCCUUAUGAUAUUUUUAUAAGAAAAGUAUCGGAAGAUUCGAAAGAAAUAGAACAACUCAUACGAACAACCGUACAAAGAUACCAAGGAAAUAAAGAUAAUCCUAACUUUGUAGUCACCUUUAAGGGAUUAGAACAAGAAGUAUCUCGUUUGACGCAUACAUAUCAAACAUUACGAGCAAAAUUUCAUAACAAUAAAUUUAUUAGGCAGAAACGCUCUUUAUUACCGUUUUUAGGAAAAAUUAUCGGUUGGGUCGCCGGUAUGUCAACCGAUGAUGAAUUAAACUCUGUUCGUAGAAACGUGAUAAAUUUAGAGAAAACACAAAAAGCGAUAUUACAUGUUGUCGACGAAAACUUAACCGUCUUGAAUGUUACUCGCCGAUCGACGAUCGAAAAUCGUGAAACGAUCAAUCAGAUAUUGACGUCUUUAGAACAAAUGAGUACGGAUUUCUCUAAAUAUAAAGAUCGUGUUCAUCUUGAAGUUGUUAAGAUAACCGAAUUUGUUCAAACUUAUUUAAGAGUUUCGCAUAUUGUACAAAAUUUCAGAGAAAUCAUAGAGCGCGGUUUUAUAUUAUAUGAACACCUAAGUUCACAGUUGAACGCUGUAGCAUUAUCUCAUCUUAGUCCCGUGUUAAUAGAACCGAGCGAGUUAAGUAUAAUAUUACAUGAGAUAAAACAACAAUUACCUCCGAUGUUAAAAUUACCUUUUACCGAAGAAAAAGAUUUUUGGUUAUAUUACCGUAAUUUACCAUGUAGCGGUGCGUUAAUUGAUAACCAGAUUGUAAUAGUAUUAUAUAUUCCGGUCGCGGAAAUGUACGAACAAUUCGAUAUAUAUCACAUGGCUUCGUUACCGCUUCCGAUUAAUAUUACCGAACAGAAAAUCGAAUCGACUAUGGUCGCAGAUUAUAAACUUCAUGGUGUAGGUUUAGCUAUUAAUGAACAAAGAACUAGAUUUGCUAUUUUAAAUAAGGACGAAUUAAGUAGUUGUUCCGUUCAAGGGCUCCCAUAUUGCCGAUUCAGUUCAGCGUUAUAUUCAGUCGCUACAACUAAGAAAUGUCCGAUUCAUCUAUUUUUACACAGUAAAGAUAAAAUUAAGAAGUAUUGUCACAAAACAGUAGUACCUAAUGUUGCGUUGCCAACAGGCUAA
This is a messenger RNA of Ruditapes philippinarum (Manila clam), 2185 nucleotides long. RefSeq lists its product as uncharacterized. The record is from RefSeq and is a predicted model, not a curated record. NCBI's taxonomy places the organism in Eukaryota, Metazoa, Mollusca, Bivalvia, Venerida, Veneridae. Bases 887 to 2185 code for a protein of 432 amino acids. The transcript has 2 exons.